This is a messenger RNA of Lasiodiplodia theobromae, 1503 nucleotides long. RefSeq names its product RNA recognition motif-containing protein. The record is from RefSeq and is a predicted model, not a curated record. The coding region runs from base 1 to 1503 and encodes 500 amino acids. Lineage: Eukaryota; Fungi; Ascomycota; Dothideomycetes; Botryosphaeriales; Botryosphaeriaceae. The transcript is spliced from 3 exons.
AUGCCGCAGCAACCUGGCGAGCAGUCUCUCUGCACGCUCUUCGCAGACAUCCACUACUACUUCAGCCACCCGAACGCGAAGCCCGUCCACCACCGCUUCGACAAGAGCUCCUACGUCUACCUCUACUACAACCCGACCGAGCGCCGCGGCCGCAUUGAGAUUGCCAAUUAUGCCGGCACUCCCGACCAGGACGCCUUCAUGGGCUAUCUCGACACCGUCCAGGUCAAUCGCACCCAUAAGCAGCCUAAUCUCUUCACCAUCACCGUCGAUCCCUCCAAUGCGGGGAGCACGCCCAGCUCACCUCAGCAAGACUACUCGCAGUGGCACCUUCCCGCCCCCGAUCAGCGCAACGAAGGCAAAUACAUGUUUAAGCUGCACACCGUCGACAUAUAUCUGUGGACCGAGAACGACGCGAACACACUCGUGAGCUUGCUGCAACAGGUUUUGCAACCCCAUCAGUUGAGGAUACUGGACGCUCCCACCCACAAGAGUCGGCACUCCGAACACUCCGAAACCAUGAGCCCGGUCGUCAAGAAGCUCGAGCAGAUGGCCGUCUCCAACCCCCACCAAUACCGCAGCACCAGCGUGAGCACCACUCAGUCUUUCCCUGGGCCUCCAACAAUGCCCGCAUCGUCGUUGGGGGAAUCUCCGCAGGAGCCUGCAUCAUACGCUCCGAUGGCAUACAACCCGGCAGCUCCCGCCGCGCCUGAGCCUAUUUCUCACCGCGAGAAGACUCCGCCGCCUCCGGACGGGGAGAUGGGAACGGGCCUUGCCGCUGCUGCCGCACACGAGGACGGUGCGGCGGCGUACGGCAUGCAGCAGCACCAGCACCACGGCUCGUACCAGCAACACCAACCCUACAUGCCCGGACCCCCGUCCGCAACCCACGGCUCCUUCCCGCCGCCUCCCGCCUUGGGCCCGACGCCCACGCAGAUCCAACGCGCCUCCACCACGACGGGCUCGUUCCCGCCGCCUCCGCCGCCGCAGAACGGCGGCACCCCGCCGUACUCGCAGUCCUUCGCCCCGCCGCCCAGCGCCGCGCCUUACGGCCAGACGCCCACCCCGACCCACCCGGGCAUGCAGCGCCAGGCCACCCUGCCCGCCGGCUACCCCGGCUAUAACCCGCAGGCACAAACUCAACCGCAGUACGCCAACUACCCGCAGUCCCCCGGCUACGCCCCCGUCCAGUCCCCAGGCAUCUCGACGCCGCUCCAGUCGCCAGGGUACGCUGCGGCUGCGCCCUCGCCCGGCAUGCCGCCCCCCGGCGGCUACGCGCAGUACUCGUACGGCCAGCCGACGGCGCAGCCGCAGAGCCAGGCCGAGUCGUACGCCGUGCACGGCCAGCUGUACCGGCCCACGGAGCAGGAGGCUAGCAUACGCGGCCACGAUAGGCCUGGGCAGCCGGGGCCGGGCGCUGCGCCGCCGGGGAAGUUUGAGCAGAGGGUGGAUCGGGUGGAGAAGGGGGUGAGUAAGUUUUUGAAGAGGUUGGAUAAGAAGUUGUGA